Molecule: messenger RNA, 1059 nt
Organism: Magnusiomyces paraingens
Lineage: Eukaryota; Fungi; Ascomycota; Dipodascomycetes; Dipodascales; Dipodascaceae
Exons: 1
Coding region: 1-1059 (352 amino acids)
Molecular function (GO): oxidoreductase activity
Source: RefSeq, a predicted model, not a curated record
AUGAAGGCCGUUCUUAUUAAAAACCAAAAGGGCCCCAGUUCCGCCCUAUACAUCGGUGAGGCCUCUAAACCUGCCCGCUCUUCCUCAGAUGAUGUCCUCAUCCAUGUCCACUGUUUCGGUCUUAACCGCAUGGACAUUCUCCAGCGCGAAGGACACUACCCGGUCCCUCCUGGUGCCUCCCCCAUCCUCGGCGUCGAGUUCAGCGGUACUGUUGCUGAAAUCCCUGAUAACAACACUUCCAAUUCCUGGUCAGUCGGAGACAAAGUCUUUGGUCUUGUCACAGGUGGAUCUUACGCAGAAUAUGUUGUUUGCAAUCAAGCAACCCUUUUCAAGUUCCCAGAAAACCUCUCAAACUUUGAUUUCGUAAAAGCAGCUGCCAUCCCUGAAGUCUGGCUCACAGCAACUCAAGUCGUCCUUCAUAUUGGGAAACUUCAGCCCAAUUCCCGGUUCUUGUUUCACGCAGGAGCUUCUGGCGUCGGUUUAGCUGCACUUCAAAUUGCACGCGGAUCUGCAAAUGCGCGCACCGUCUACUGCACUGUUGGUUCUAAUGACAAACGAGACUUUUUACUUAGCUCCGUUGCCUCGUCUUGGGCAUCUGCUUCCCAAACAUGCCCCCAUUCCACAGAACUGGUCCCCAUUAACUACCGCGAACACGAUUUUGCCGAUGCAAUUAAGCAACAUGAUCCCACUCCUCUCGAUCUCAUUGUCGACCCCGUUGGCCAGCUCUACUUCCAGCGAAAUCUUGAUUUGCUUGGUCGUGACUCUACUCUAGUUCUUAUGGGACUCAUGUCAGGAGGUGUAGUAACUCAAGGCCCAGUUGACCUGAGUCCAAUUCUGCGUAAAGCUUUGAGGAUCGAGGGCACCACGUUACGUGCACGUUCAAUUGAGUAUAAAACGGAACUACGCCGUGUUUUUGAAGCGCGUGUUUUGCCGCAUAUAUUUACAGGAGAGUUCAAUGUGUUUAUUGAAAAGGAAUUCAAAUGGGAAAAUAUCAUCGAAGCUCAUAAUCUUAUGGAGUCUAACAAAACUAUGGGGAAGAUCAUUGUGCAUGUCAAUUGA